Molecule: messenger RNA, 776 nt
Organism: Benincasa hispida (wax gourd)
Lineage: Eukaryota; Viridiplantae; Streptophyta; Magnoliopsida; Cucurbitales; Cucurbitaceae
Product: protein translation factor SUI1 homolog
Biological process (GO): translational initiation
Molecular function (GO): translation initiation factor activity
Source: RefSeq, a predicted model, not a curated record
AAUCUGUACCGUAAAAAGAAAUAGGAGAAACGAAAACGGAAUAAAGUCGAUAUAAUAGAGGUUUGUGAGGCUUGCAGAAAUUGUCUCUUGCAUAUAAAGCUUCAUUGACUUGAGACCUCGCUGUUUUCGUUCUCCCUUUUCUCCCGAUUUGAGUACAACUUAAUUGACGGCUAAUAUCUUAUUUGCUGGUUGGUUACCUGUGUUCUAAUCUGGACGGCCAAGUUUCAUGUCUGAAUUCAACGUGCAGAUUCCAUCUGCUUUUGAUCCAUUUGCUGAUGCAAAUGCUGAGGACUCAGGAGCUGGGGCAAAAGAGUACGUUCAUGUGCGCAUACAGCAACGUAACGGGAGAAAAAGCCUGACAACUGUUCAAGGAUUGAAGAAGGAGUUUAGUUAUAACAAGAUACUCAAGGAUCUGAAGAAGGAAUUCUGCUGUAAUGGCACAGUUGUGCAAGAUCCCGAGUUAGGCCAGGUUAUACAACUUCAGGGAGACCAAAGAAAGAAUGUGUCUACCUUCCUUGUGCAGGCUGGCAUUGUGAAAAAGGAGAACAUUAAGAUUCACGGUUUCUGAAGAGCAGCAAGAUCGAAUUCUCUCUGUGUUUACAGCAACUUAACUAGUAGUGGUGGACAUUAUUAUAUAGCUACUUUUAGAACUUGAAGAGUGUGUGUUACAACUCUCGGUCCAUGUACGUUUUCUUUGCUUUGUUAUGCAGACCAAGUUAUGGAUCAUUGGACCCUUUUAAUCAAUGAUGAUACAUUUAUAUGAUGUUUGCUGUGCA